UGUGUUUGGACAGUUCGCCUGUUUGUUCAUUGGGGACUGGACGAAGACAAAGUCAGAUGCACGCCAUUUCACACAGAGACAGACCCAGAGACCAGAAUUGCCAUGACGACUGAAUACCAUGACAAUGUGGACGAAGAAAUGAGCAAUUUCUGGAACAAAGAGCCUCGUACUGUCGAUUUCUCCAGGUUCUCCAGGUACAGACGAUGGCUCUUUCCUGCUCUGACGGCUACACUCCUCGUGAUUCUGAUCAUAGCUCUGGGAGCCAGCAACACAUCGACAUGGGGCCGGUUGUGGUCUGCAGAGAAUAGUAUUUCUAAUCUGACUGAAUCACUGAGGGACACACAGCAGCUCACCAAAGAUACAGCAAAAGAAGUUUUGUCAAUGAAGUUUGCAGUGGAGAACAACAAGGACCAGCUGGCAUCAGUAUCAGAGGCACUGAGGCAGCUCUCAGCUCUGGACGCUCUCCGCAGGACGGUCACCGAACUCAAAUGUUCUUUUGAACGCUUGGUCAACAAUGGCACAACAGCACACGGCUGUUGUCCUCUGAAUUGGGAUUCUUUCGGCACCAACUGCUACUUAUUCAGUACCACGCCAUUAUCGUGGCACGAUGCCAGAGACUGGUGUAAUGGACACGAAUCUCACUUGGUCAUUCUUCUCACUGACGAGGAGUGGGAUUUUGUGAUCCAGCGUAGCAUGGGCACCCUCCGCUGGGUGGGCCUGACUGACGAGAGGACUGGGCAGUGGGAGUGGGUCAACCAGACACCCUACAUCAUGAACCGGAGGCGGUGGUUCCCUGGGCAGCCCGACAACUGGGCCCAUCAUGGUCUAGGACCUGGGAAUGAAGACUGUGCUAUCCUUCACAAUGAUGGACGCAUGAACGACCAGCACUGCUCCAUCAAAGAACGCUUCAUCUGUCAGAAAGACAACCUGAGAGGCUGAACACACCUGCAGGCCUGAUGCCACUCACUUCAGAAUAAAAGGAACCUCUCCAAUUAAAGCACUGUGUAGAAAAACAAUGAGAACUUCUAAUACAAUCAGGAAAUUCCACUCUGUGGACUUGCUCUUUAAUGUAGAGUUCUUUCAAAAUAUUCCAGAAUUAAUAAAUGCAACAUAGCCUAUUUAGAAACAGUCCACGCAUCCUAUACAAACACACUUCA
Molecule: messenger RNA, 1157 nt
Organism: Oreochromis niloticus (Nile tilapia)
Lineage: Eukaryota; Metazoa; Chordata; Actinopteri; Cichliformes; Cichlidae
Product: C-type lectin domain family 10 member A-like
Exons: 8
Coding region: 103-939 (278 amino acids)
Source: RefSeq, a predicted model, not a curated record